GUUCGCUCGUAAUAUCUCCCAUCGACAAAAUGUAUCCGUAUUCGCUAAUUUAAAUAUGAUGACAUCCUUGUCGCGGCGCUAUCUCCGAUAAAGAUAUAGAUAAAGAGGGCACCGCCUAAUAAGUACAUCUGUUUUGAAAGUCCGGAACACAUAACGUUGUCAAAUCACACCGGAAAUAAGGCUUUUUUUACGUUUCGACCGUUUGACGGGGUGGGAUGUAUGUGGCCGGUGUUUCGCAUUUACGUCCAGAAUUUCGAAUAAAUACCUGCUAUAUGAUAUCAACAGCAGGAUGAAAAGAUGCGGCAU
Molecule: messenger RNA, 306 nt
Organism: Phyllotreta striolata
Lineage: Eukaryota; Metazoa; Arthropoda; Insecta; Coleoptera; Chrysomelidae
Source: the annotation of a GenBank genome assembly